AUGGAUGCCACAAAAAGUCCCCAAGAACAGGAGCAGCAGAAGUCGGUGAGGGAAGCCUGGGACAACCCUGCCUAUAGUGGUCCCCCUUCACCUCAUGGGACGCUGAGGAUUUGCACCAUCUCCAAUCCAGUGACGCCCCAAUGCCAACCCACAAAGCCUGGGGAUGGCCCCCAGGAAAAGGCUCCCAAGACCCUGAUGUCCAGCUGCUGCCUGCGGGUCCACCAUGCCAUCAGAGGACUCUGGGGAACGACCCUGACGGAGAACACAGCUGAGAACCGGGAGCUGUACGUGAAGACCACGCUGCGGGAGCUGCUAGUGUACAUCGUGUUCCUGGCAGACGUCUGUCUCUUGACCUAUGGAAUGACAAGCUCCAGUGCCUAUUACUACACCAAGGUCAUGUCAGAGCUCUUCUUACAUACGCCAGCAGACACUGGAGUCUCCUUCCAAGCCAUCAGCAGCAUGGCAGACUUCUGGGAUUUUGCCCAGGGCCCACUACUGGACAGUUUGUACUGGACCAAAUGGUACAACAACCGAAGCCUGGGCCAUGGCUCCCACUCCUUCAUCUACUACGAGAACAUGCUGCUGGGCGUUCCGAGGCUGCGGCAGCUGCGGGUCCGCAAUGACUCCUGUGUGGUGCAUGAGGACUUCCGUGAGGACAUUUUGAGCUGCUAUGAUGUCUACUCUGCUGACAAAGAGGAGCAGCUCCCCUUUGGACCCCUUAAUGGCACAGCGUGGACGUACCACUCGCAGGAUGAGCUGGGGGGCUCCUCCCACUGGGGCAGGCUCACAAGCUACAGUGGAGGCGGCUACUACUUGGACCUUCCACGAUCCCGACAGGCCAGUGCAGAAGUGCUCCGUGACCUUCAGGAGGGGCUGUGGCUGGACAGGGGCACUCGGGUGGUCUUCAUCGACUUCUCAGUCUACAAUGCCAACAUCAAUCUCUUCUGUGUUCUGAGACUGGUGGUGGAGUUUCCAGCCACAGGAGGUGCCAUCCCAUCCUGGCAAAUCCGCACGGUUAAGCUGAUCCGCUACGUCAGCAACUGGGACUUCUUCGUCGUUUGCUGUGAGGUCGUCUUCUGCAUCUUCAUCAUCUACUACGUGGUGGAGGAGAUCCUGGAGCUCCACAUCCACCGGCUCCGCUACCUCCACAGCAUCUGGAAUGUUCUGGACCUCUUGGUCAUCUUGCUCUCCAUCGUGGCCGUGGGCUUCCACAUAUUCCGAACCCUGGAGGUGAACCGGCUGAUGGGGAAGCUCCUGCAGCAGCCGAACACGUACGCGGACUUCGAGUUCCUCGCCUUCUGGCAGACACAGUACAACAACAUGAACGCUGUCAACCUCUUCUUUGCCUGGAUCAAGGUAUUCAAGUACAUCAGCUUCAACAAAACCAUGACCCAGCUCUCCUCCACCCUGGCCCGCUGUGCCAAGGACAUCCUGGGUUUUGCUGUCAUGUUCUUCAUUGUUUUCUUCGCCUACGCCCAGCUCGGCUACUUGCUUUUCGGGACCCAAGUGGAAAACUUCAGCACUUUCAUCAAGUGCAUUUUCACUCAGUUCCGGAUAAUCCUUGGGGACUUUGACUACAAUGCUAUCGACAAUGCCAACCGUAUCCUGGGUCCUGUCUACUUCGUCACCUACGUCUUCUUCGUCUUCUUUGUGCUUCUGAACAUGUUCCUGGCUAUCAUCAAUGACACAUACUCUGAGGUCAAGGAGGAGCUGGCUGGCCAGAAGGAUGAGCUGCAGCUUUCCGACCUCCUGAAACAGGGCUAUAACAAGACCCUGCAAAGACUGCGUCUGAGGAAGGAGCAGGUUUCUGAUGUGCAGAAGGUUCUGGAUGGGGAGCAGGAGAUCCAGUUUGAGGAUUUUACUAAUACCUUGCGGCACUUGGGGCACGAAGAGCGUGAGAUCACUGAGCUCACGACCGCCUUCACCAGGUGUGACCGAGAUGGCAACUGUGUCUUGGAUGAGAAGGAACAGGAAGAAAUGCGCCAGGACCUGCACGAGGCCAAGGUGGCCCUCAAUGCUGAGAUUGAGAACUUGGGCCAGUCCAUUGUGAAUAUCCCAUCAGGCAAGCCAGGUCCAGAGGCUGAGAGAGCAGGAGGCUGGAUUUCAGAAGAAAAAUUCUACAUGCUCACAAGGAGAGUUCUGCAGCUGGAGACUGUCCUAGAAGGAAUUGUGGCCCAGGUUGAUUCUGUGGGCUCAAGGCUGAAGAUGCUGGAGAGGAAGGGGCAGCUAGCUCCCUCCCCAGGCAUGCAGGAGGAGCAAGCUACCUGGGCACACUUGAAGUCAGCCCCAGCUGUGACCCCAGUGCCCUGGGGUGUCCAGGAGAGAGGUGGAGGGAGCCCCUAAAGCUUCAGACAGCAGGCUCCUCUCUGCCUCCCCAGAGGCCCCUCUCUACACACCCUCCACGUCCAGGGCCAUAGGCCCCAUCAUGGCUGCUGCCAAGUCCCAUCCUGCAUCUGGCCUUUUGAACCAAUGUUUGUGUGUGUAGCAGGGUAUCACACUUAGGCUUGUGACUCGGUGUUUCUGUGUGUAGCUGCACAGCUCUGUGAAAUAACUCUUCUCACUGGGCUUCUUAUUCGCUAUGCACUUAGCUCUACUGUGGUGACAAAAAAAUAUCAGUAAUACGCAGGAUGAAGGGGAGAGGAAAGACGCUCCCUAAGCACCUGAGUAGCCAUGAUUUGUGAUAAAGGUAGAAGCCAAAGAAAGUAGGCAAUGUCUAGAUGUCUUCUUACUUGCUAGGAAAACUGAUCCUCUGUCAUCUAGACAUCCGCUGCUAGAGCCCAUGGAUUUCUUGCCUUCCCCCAUAGAAUUUCCCUGUGACAGAGAAGGGGAAGCCUUCAGACUCUAACUAAAGACUCCCAUGUUGCACAGGAGUGAGUGGCACAUUUCUAGAGCAAAGUCAACAAUGGUUCUUCGGGAAGAGACAGCUUCUUGGCAUCCCACAAACACUGGGCACUGAAGGGGCAGCAAACCAGGAGCCUGAAGGGAAACAGGCCAGGGAAUGACCUUGGCGUUCAGAGAUGUUUGGAUAAAAACA
Messenger RNA from Lepus europaeus (European hare), 3034 nucleotides. RefSeq names its product polycystin 2 like 1, transient receptor potential cation channel (gene PKD2L1). Gene Ontology annotation, cellular component: membrane. Lineage: Eukaryota; Metazoa; Chordata; Mammalia; Lagomorpha; Leporidae. The record is from RefSeq and is a predicted model, not a curated record. Gene Ontology annotation, biological process: detection of mechanical stimulus; potassium ion transmembrane transport. Gene Ontology annotation, molecular function: calcium ion binding; sodium channel activity; muscle alpha-actinin binding. Bases 1 to 2343 code for a protein of 780 amino acids. The transcript is spliced from 15 exons.